AUGGAAGCGAUUGAGCGCACAUUUUACCAUGAUGAUGGACAUGGCUUAAAACUGGAGAAUAACCAAGUGAAUCAGUUGAAGAGAAAAAUGACUCUCGAUUUCAGUUCAGGAUCUACAAAAACCAAACAACAAAAGGUAACCAACUUGCUUGCUUCUCCUGAUUUGAACAUGCUGAAGUUGGCAUCUCCAGAACUAGAGAAAAUGAUCAUUCAAGCAAAUGGAUUGGUCACUACCACGCCAACACCAACCCAGUUUAUUUUCCCAAAACAUGUCACCGAAGAGCAGGAGCAGUAUGCACGAGGAUUCGUGGAGGCAUUAGCAGAACUUCAUCAAAUUAAGCCCCAUCCUCCGCAUGAUAGCCGGAGCAGUGUCAAGGUUGAAAAUUCAGACAGCGAUGAUGACUCCCAGUCCUCGUAUUCAAAUAGUGAAGGAAUCCUUGGUUUGACAACAACAACUUCCCUGCCAGGGGGGUUAACAACAGGGGCUAAUAUUCCACGCAUUGCAACAAACUUUUCUCAGUUUAACUCAAGAAUUGAUGAAAUUAAGGAAGAACCGCAAACUGUUCCAUGUGUUGGAUCCCCACCCCUGUCUCCCAUUAAUAUGGACAAUCAAGAAAAAAUCAAACUUGAACGAAAAAGAGCGAGAAACCGAGUCGCUGCCAGAAAAUGUCGAACCAGAAAAUUGGAACGCAUUGCCAGACUUGAAGAACGUGUAGCUGAAUUGAAAGGACAAAAUAACCAGUUGGUUACUUCAGCUAGUUCUCUCAAAGACCAAGUGUGUAAACUGAAACGGCAGAUCAUAGAGCAUGUGAAUAGUGGAUGCUCGAUCAUGAUCUCCUCAUCACUGCAGCUUUGAUAAACUAGAAGUCCCAGAGAAGUGCCUGUAUUGUGUUCGGAAUUCCUGUUUGUAUAUGUUGUAUCUGAUUCUCACAGUGCCAAUUAUUCUGACAGUGGGUGAAAAUAAAUCGUCAUGACAUCUGAAUUUGUAUCAAAAAACAUUCUCUAAAGUCUUUUUAGUUCUCUGUAUUUUAAGAUUUUCUCUGUUUAGUUGUGUUAUGAUUCUGUUUUGAAUGUAUCUGUUAUGAUAGGGAACACAGGAAACCUUAAGAAUACGAGGGAAUCGAGUUAUUUCCCUUUAAUAAAGUCUAUGAAUCUGUUUAUUGUAUCACACUCUCUGCAUGAAUCAUUUGUAAAUCCAUCCACAUUAUUGAUGAACUGAUAUUGCUUUUUAUGUUUAUAUCUUUUUUUACAUUUGAUACUGAUUAAAUUAUUUUUAUAAAAUAUGAAA
Messenger RNA from Ostrea edulis (European flat oyster), 1287 nucleotides. Its product is annotated as transcription factor Jun-like. The transcript has a single exon. The record is from RefSeq and is a predicted model, not a curated record. Lineage: Eukaryota; Metazoa; Mollusca; Bivalvia; Ostreida; Ostreidae. Bases 1 to 855 code for a protein of 284 amino acids. Gene Ontology annotation, cellular component: transcription regulator complex. Gene Ontology annotation, biological process: regulation of cell cycle; regulation of transcription by RNA polymerase II; regulation of cell population proliferation. Gene Ontology annotation, molecular function: DNA-binding transcription factor activity, RNA polymerase II-specific; RNA polymerase II cis-regulatory region sequence-specific DNA binding; transcription factor binding.